Messenger RNA from Camellia sinensis, 1600 nucleotides. RefSeq lists its product as uncharacterized. Lineage: Eukaryota; Viridiplantae; Streptophyta; Magnoliopsida; Ericales; Theaceae. The record is from RefSeq and is a predicted model, not a curated record.
UUUUAUAUAGAAGUCAAUAGGUAUAAAUACAUGGGGCCCACAAAUUUCCAAAUCCAUCAUCAGUUUACAUAAAGAAGAGGACCCCCUCCUUAACUCCACAUUUGACCGUCUACCCCCCUACCUCUCUCUUCUCAUACUCUCUCUUCAUGUAUCAUUGAGCAACCCAUCUGAGCUAAAACCAGAAAUCUCCAACCAUUUUUCAGCUCAAAAACCACUCUCACAUCUCUCUCUCUCUCUCUCUCUCCAAUGGCCAAAACCAAAACCCCAGCAAAACCCAUCAAGAAAAACCAGCCCCACAAUGCCCCAAAAUCACAGAAACCACCAUCUUGGUCAGUUGUGAGAAGCCUCCUCACCUGCAAACACCUCCAGACCCAACCACAGGAAAAAGAAAAGCAAGAAAAACAACAGAAGCAGCAGAAACAAGAACGACCCACAGAGGAAAGCAGCAAGAAAUGCAAGAAAAUGAAGUGUUCAGGCUCACUCUGCAGCAACACAAAGGUGAUGCACAGGCCUGAACCACCAUCAUCAUCAACCUCAGAAGACAACAACAAAAACAGAGCAUCAAUGGGUGGUUCAAAUUCAAUUAACAACCAUACUGGUUCUUCUAGCAGAUCCAUGAAAGCUCCUCUGAGUGAACUAAAUGGGGCUUCAUUUUCAGCGUCUUCUAACUCUUCUUCUUCUGCUUCCACUGUUGUUGGGUCAUUUAGAGGCAUUCCUUUUAGGAGACUCUCUGGUUGCUAUGAAUGUAGAAUGGUGGUUGACCCUGUUCUUGGGUUCACUAGAGACCCUUCUCUCAGAGCCUCUAUUUGUUCUUGUCCUGACUGUGGUGAGAUCUUCAUGAAACCUGAGAGUUUGGAGCUUCAUCAGGGUGUUAGACAUGCAGUGUCCGAAUUGGGUCCAGAAGACACAAGCAAGAACAUAGUAGAGAUCAUAUUCCAAUCAAGCUGGCUCCGAAAACAAUCCUCCUCCUCAUCAUCCCCAAUCUGCAAAAUCGAUCGAAUUCUCAAAGUCCGAAACACCCCCAAAACCCUAUCGAACUUCCAACAAUACAGAGACACCAUCAAAUCAAAAUCCACCAAGCUCCCCAAAAAGCACCCGUGCUGCAUCGCCGACGGCAACGAGCUCCUCCGCUUCCACUCCACCACCUUCGUCUGCUCUCUCGGUCUCAACUCCUCUUCCAAUCUCUGCAAUUCCAUCCCCAAUUGCAGUGUCUGCAGCAUCAUCAAAAAUGGGUUCAAGCUUCCCAAUGACGCCGGAAAAGGGAUUCUCACGACGGCCACGAGCGGGAAGGCGCAUGAUAGUGCGGCGGCGGCGGAGGAGGACGGUGGUGGUGAUAGGAGGGCGAUGUUGGUUUGCAGGGUGAUUGCGGGAACAGUGAGGAAGAAUGGAGAGGGUGGUGGUGGUGAUGGGGAGGUGGUGGAGGAGUAUGAUUCGGUGGCUGGAGCUGCCGGAGUUUAUUCCAAUUUGGAUGAGUUGUAUGUGUUUAAUCCUAGGGCUAUAUUGCCUUGUUUUGUUGUUAUAUAUCGGGGAUUUUAAUUGAACACCUUUAAAUUGUUAAAAUAAAAAAAAGGAGUUUAAUUCCCAAAUCCAAAAAAAAAAU